ACAGGGUACCUCUGGUUCAAAUCCCCAGCAAAGACAUGGAAGAAUUUUUGCAACGCGCCAAAUCUAAACUGAAUCGAAGCAAACGCUUGGAGAAGGUUCAUGUGGUCAUUGGCCCCAAAUCAUGUGACCUGGAUUCUCUCAUUUCUGCCUUUACCUAUGCUUACUUUCUAGACAAGGAGUUAGAGAUAACUCUCAAUGAAUUAGAAAAACUAAUUUGCCAUCCAUGUAUUGCUAAUGAUUAUUAUCUUACUUGCAACAGCAUCCUUUUCAAGUGGAUGACCAUGGAUCCUGACAAGAUCUCAGAGAAGCAGGAAGAGAUUCUUUCUGUCCUGGAAGAAAAGUUUCCUAACUUGCCUCCAAGAGAGGACAUCAUCAACGUCCUACAGGAGACCCAGUUCAGUGCCCAGGGUUUAAGUAUCGAACAAACAAUGUUGAAAGAUAUAAAGGAACUGUCUGAUGGAGAAAUAAAAGUGGCCAUUAGUACUGUGAACAUGACCCUCGAGAAUUGUCUGUUUCACAGCAAUAUCACCAGUGACUUGAAAGCAUUCACAGACAAGUUUGGUUAUGACGUCCUCAUCUUGUUCGCUAGCUACCUAUCAGAGGAGCAGCAGCCAAGGAGGCAGGUCGCUGUGUAUUCCCAGAACCUAGAACUGUGCAGUCAGAUUUGCUGUGAGCUGGAAGAGUGUCAGAACCCUUGCCUGGAGCUGGAGCCCUUCGAAUGUGGCUGUGACGAGAUCCUGGUGUACCAGCAGGAGGACCCAUCGGUGACUUGUGAUCAGGUGGUUCUCCUCAUCAAGGAAGUCAUCAAUAGGAGGUGUCCAGAGAUGGCCUCCAACAGCCGGACAUCCUCAACAGAAGCCGUGGCGGGCAGUGCCCCCCUCUCCCAGGGCUCUUCUGGGAUUAUGGAGUUGUACGGUUCUGACAUAGAGCCACAGCCCAGCUCUGUGAACUUCAUAGAAAACCCUCCAGAUCUCAAUGAUUCUAACCAGGCUCAGGUGGAUGUCAACGUAGACCUCGUCAGCCCAGAUAGCGGGCUGGCCACCAUUCGGAGCAGCCGUUCAUCCAAGGAGAGCUCAGUGUUCCUCAGUGAUGACAGUCCCGUGGGGGAAGGUGCAGGGCCUCACCACAGCCUCCUCCCAGGGUUUGACUCCUAUAGUCCCAUCCCCGAAGGGGCAGUGGCAGAGGAGCAUGCCCGGUCUGGGGAACAUGGGGAACGCUUUGACCUCUUCAACUUUGACUCAGCACCCAUGGCUUCUGGGCAGUCUCAGCCGUCUUCCCAUUCCGCAGACUACUCCCCAACAGAUGAUUUCCCCAACAGUGAUUCAUCAGAGGGUCAACUUGCUGCUGGGCCCAAAGGACUUGAUGAGAUGGGGAUCAACAUGUCCAAUUAUUCAUCCAGUUCACUGUUGUCAGAGGCUGGAAAAGACAGCCUUGUGGAAUUUGAUGAGGAGUUUGCACAGAGACAAGAGAGUCUUGGAGACAGCUCUGAAAGAAAUUUGAGCAUGACAGGUUUUAUGGGAGAUGACUCUCCUUCACCAGAAAGACUGAAAAAUAUUGGGAAAAGGAUCCCACCAACACCUAUGAAUAGCUUUGUAGAAAGUUCACCGUCCACUGAAGAGCCAGUCUCACUAUAUCCAGAAGACAUAACCCACAAAGCAAUGGACACAGGGCACAUGGGGCCACCUCAGACUCGUGCACGGUGCAGCAGCUGGUGGGGUGCUUUGGAAAUGGAUUCUAAAAAUAUUGCUGAUGCGUGGAGUUCCAGCGAACAAGAAUCUGUCUUCCAGAGCCCUGAGUCCUGGAAAGAUCAUAAGCCCAGCCCAGGGGAUAGGAGAGUCUCAGAUUCUGCAUUUCAGCCAAAGAAUCUUGAAUUCCCAAAGUCAGAUCCUUGGGAGUCUGAAUUUGGUCAGGCCGAACGGGGUAGCAAUGCUAUUCAAGACGAAAAAGAGGGAAGUCUGCAGUUUCAGAGCCUGCCCACUGAGAAGUCACAUCUGCCAAAUGCAUCCCCCCAGGGAACAAACCACCUGAUAGAAGACUUUGCUGCUUUGUGGCAUUCUGGCCACUCUCCCACCACAAUGCCUGAGCCCUGGGGAAAGUCUACAAAUGAUGCUGAACCGGCAACUGCAGUGUCAUUUCCAGCCUGGAGUGCAUUUGGUAAUGAAGAUAGUACCAAAGCUCUAAAAAAUACCUGGAAUCUUCACCCAACAAGUGGUGAGACCCCUUCUGCAAGGGACCCCAGUGAGUGGGCCAUGACAAAAAGUGGGUUUUCUUUUCCUUCAGAAGACCUUCAGGACCAUUCACCCAGUGAGAUAAAUAAUGAAGCAGCUCCAACAAUCUGGGGCAAGAAAAACAACGACUCCAGGGAGAAUAUUGUUGUAUCUGGAAAUCCCAGUUCUGACUUGGAACAGGCAUGGAAUAAUUCUAAGCCACCAAGAGAAGAUCAGCAUGGUUUAGUGGAUCCUAAGAGUAGAGGGAAUGUCUACGAAAAGGUAGAAUCCUGGAGACUUUUUGAGGAGAGUAUUAAGAAAGGAGGGUCAGAUGUCUUAGCUCCUUGGGAAGAUUCCUUCUUAUCAUAUAAAUGCUCUGAUUACAGUGCAUCCAAUGUGGGAGAAGAUUCAGUGCCUUCUCCGUUAGAUACCAACUACUCCACCUCUGACUCGUACACAUCACCAACAUUUGCUGGAGACGAAAAAGAAACUGAAAACAAGCCAUUUGCCAAAGAGGCAGGUUUGGAGUCAAAUGACUGCGCCACAGAAGAGCCUGAAGUUCCUCCGCAAUCGCCACAGCAACCACCGAGAAAUCGAAUCAGUUCUGGUCCUGGGAACCUGGACAUGUGGGCUUCACCUCACGCAGAUAAUAGUCCUGAAAUAAAUGCCACUCGUGACCCAGAUAAAGAUUUACUCAAGACAGAGCACACAGAUGAUAAGGACGCCUCGGUGGAGGAUGACAUGGCGGAAAGCAGCCAGUCCAGUUACGAUGACCCCAGCAUGAUGCAGAUGUACAAUGAAACCAACAGGCAGCUCACACUUCUGCACAGCACCACCAACUCCCGCCAGGCAGCCUCUGACAACCUCGACUUGUGGAACAGAGUCAUUCUGGAGGACACGCAGUCCACGGCAACCAUUUCGGAUAUGGACAAUGACUUGGACUGGGAUGACUGCAGUGGGGGUGUGGCGAUCACCAGUGAUGGCCAAGCAGAGGGAUAUAUGGCUGAAAGUACGGAACCAGAAACCCGAUUUUCAGUAAGACAGCUGGAGCCAUGGGGCACAGAGUAUCAGGAAGCGAAUCAGGUAGAUUGGGAACUCCCCCAACCUGAGCACACCAAGGACACUGCUCCCAAUGAAUAUCACACUCUGAAUGAGAAGAGUGGGCAGCUGAUUGCAAACAGUAUUUGGGAUUCUUUUAUAAGAGAUAAAGACGUGUCAUCAUUGAAGUUGACAGACCCGUCGUAUAUUAUGGAUUCAGAACAAAGCAAUUUACCUCCUGAAAGUCCCAGCCAUUCAGCAAGUGAUAAGAAUAGUCCCACCAGAGAUGUGCUGGAAGUUUCUGGAAUCAGUGAGUCAACAGCACUUACAACUCAUCCUGACAACCAGGAAACAGGGACAGGAGUCCCGAAAGGUGACACAGAAUCCCUGGUGACCGGGCUUGAGAGUCCAGGACAUUUUGCCCACUCAGAUCCAUGGAUGAUAAGUCACAGCUACGAAAAAAGUGAAACUGAGAAUGAAAUUCCAGGCUCCUUGGACAGGGGGAGCCUUGAUAAAGGGGAUCCAGUAGAUCUGGGAAUGGAUAGCACUUCAGGGAUUUAUGAAAAAGGGCCUUAUGAUCUCUCUUCUCCAGUUGCAUCUGGACAUGAAGAAGUCGGCACCGAAUCAGGCAAAACCAGCUCUCUUUCAGUCACUUUAAGUCCUCAGACCAAGGAGUCACAAGAUGUUUUAGAGUUUGAAUCUUACAAUAUAACCUCUUAUGAUACGCAAACAGAGAUGUCCACAAAUAACCUGCAAGCAAAGGAGACCUACGAAGAGUCCCUCAUAAGUCAAGGAAAUUCAGAUGAAACUACUGAGAUUCCAGAUGGGAUGAAUUUAACCAAAAAUGUAUCUCUAUCUGAAAUGGUUCCUGAGGAAACUAAAGAAUAUAACAUUCUGGAGCCAGAAAGAGUAAAAGAAGGGUCACCUCAAGCAUCUCCCCAAAGCCUGGAUAUUUGGGAUGGCCCUACAGACAGUGAUGUGCAGGAUAAUCACCCAAGCUCUGAGAUAACUAAGAAUCUUGAAGCUAAGGGUACUGACAACAGCCUUCCAGGAACCGGUUCAUCUGGAGAUUGUGACAAAGAUAGUGUUUCUAGUGGGUAUACUCACUCGAGUGCAUCGAGUCCUGACCUAAAUGAUUCUUUGGCUGCAUUGUCUCCCUGGGGCCAUGUACCCCGUGUGGAUCAUCAGCAAGAGGAUGGAGAUGGAUGGAGUGAGCAGGGUCGCCAAGAAUCGGAACCAGUCACCACUGAGGGCCAAGAAGAAGCCAUUUCUGAAAUGAAAGACUUGGAGGAAAGUGGAACAGAUGGGCUUGAAAACAGCUUUGAUCACAAGGUUCCUAAAUUUUUAGAGAUUUGGAAUGACUCAGUGGAUCGUGAUUCCCUAUCCUCUCUAUCCAGUCCUGAAACAGGAAAAUAUUCUGACUAUUCAGGUGAUUAUCUGGAAAGAAAUGUAACAUUUAGCCUUCAGGAGAAAAACGAAUGUGACAUUCCUGAAUCUGUGCAGCCAGAGGACGCCACGGCCACUCGAGCAAGCUCUGACUCUGAUGAGGAUGGUAUAGGUGAUGACGCGUCAGUAGAGAAAGAGAUCCAUUUGGUUACUUGUCAGGUGGCUCAGAGUGAAUCCAGAGCUUGGGAUUCAUUAACUGAAUCCAGUUCCUUGGCCACGGUGGAUCCCAUGCCUGAGGAGUUUUCAGACCACGCAGGCAGCUCAGAACCAGCAGGGAAUGAAAAUGAGUCAAACCCUUUCUGUGACAAUUCGCAAAGCAGCCUUGAUCAGUGGAAUUUCUCACCACUCACAGAGACUGAAGCACAGAUCACAGCAGUGGAAGACAGGAGAUCUUCUCCAGAGACAGAGAGGACCAGAGACGACGUAUGGCAAGUGUCUGCCAAAACUGAACCAAAGAGUGAGGAUCAUUCUAGAUCGGAAAUGCAUGGCUUUUCAGCUGAAGGCAAUGAGUGGUGGAAUGCCCCUCCGCCCGAAGUGAGACCCAUCGAAAGUGCAAGUGCGUUUGAAGGGGAGCUGUCUAACUCGAGUGCUGUGUUAGAGAUGAAUUCUCGGGACUACCAAAGAGUGGGUCCCUGGGGAGCACCCAUGGAGGGUGAUAUGGAAUCCAUAGAAACAUACUGUACUAAUCCUUUCAACGAUAAACUUCAGUCACCCUUUCUGGAUGAUCAUGGAGACAACUCCCAUGAGCAAUUCUGGAACAUUCAACCAAGACAGCCAGACCCAUAUGCUGAUCCGUUUAGCCAGCUCGUAAUAUUGGACCAAAUUAAAGAUAAGGAUUCCACAGAGCAAACCUUCAUAUCUUCUGCUGGCAACAACCUUCCUUCUGAAAUGCCCAACCAAGAGCCGUGUCAGGAUUCCAUGCUGUCCGUCUGGGAUCAGCCGGACCCAGCAUUUACUUCCACAGAUGAAAAUGAAUGUGUUAUAGCCAACACCUCAACUGCUGAAUGUCAAGAAGCAAAUUGGUGGGAACAAGAAAAACCAGACCUUGGUGAAAUGACACAUUCCAGCAUUGCUGCAGAAAAUAUCCCUACUGUGAGUUCCCCUACGCAGUUGAUAAAGAAAUCAGGCUCUGAAUGGGAUAGCUCCAGCCCUAGUGAGAGCCCCCAAGGUCCCUUUGUUCCAGAUAUUUUGCAUGGCAACUUCCAAGAGGGUAGGCAGCUGGCCUCAGCUUCGCCUGACUUGUGGAUGGAUGUCAAGCAGCCCUUCAGUGCAAAACCAGAUGGUGAGAAUCCUGAUAUACUAACUCAUUGUGACCAGGACAGCAAUUCUCAGGCCUCCAACAGCCCUGAUAUAUGUCAUGAUUCUGAAGCAAAGCAAGAGACUGAGCAGCAUGUCAGUGUUUGCAUGGGACCUGAUGUGAAACUCAGUGAUUGUUAUCUUGCUGAGCCAAAGGUGAAUGAAGAACCUAGUCAGGAGCCUGGGCAGGAAUCUAUCCCAUACAACCCAGAGCUCUGUUCUGAAAAUGCAAUUCCGCUACCUCCCAUCAGCAAUCAAGCAGAUGUAGAUGUAGGCUCAUCUCAGCCUCCCUCUUAUAAAGGUUCUCCAGAACCUUCUGAAAUGAAUGAUGAUGACAGUACAGGUUUAAAAGCAUCAGAAAAAAGAAUUGGCUUAGAUUCAGCACCAAUUUUGGAAGUUUCAAUCCCAAGGACUGAAAAUGUGGGAACUAGGGUUUUUGUAGCUCACCAGGAGCCAUGUGUAGAAGGCAGUGGCUUUUGGGUAUCAGAGAACUUUUCUCCUGAAAGUCAGACAGGUACAAGAGCUUCACCUAGCUAUGAACUGUCUUUUGCUCCUGUGAAUCCUGCCACAGCUACUGAUGCUUUGCUGGCCUCAGACACCUGCUUGGAUGUAAGUGAAGCUGCCUUUGACCAUAGUUUCAGUGAUGCCUCUGGUCUCAACACUUCUACAGGAACAAUAGAUGACAUGAGUAAAUUGACACUAUCGGAAGGUCAUCCGGAGACACCAGUUGAUGGGGAUACAGGGAAGCAAGAUAUCUGUUCAUCUGAAGCCUCAUGGGGUGAUUUUGAAUAUGAUGUAAUGGGCCAGAAUAUCGAUGAAGAUUUAAUGAAAGAACCUGAACACUUUCUUUAUGGUGGUGACCCUCCCUUGGAGGAAGACGCUCUGAAGCAAUCGCUGGCACCCUACACGCCUCCCUUUGAUUUGUCCUAUCUCACAGAACCUACCCAUGGUGCUGAAAGAACAGAGGAAACUGGGUCUCCAGAGGAUGUAUCUCUGGGGAGUGAAGCAGCAGAGAUGUUGCUUUCCGCCCUUCCUGAUCAAAAUGAGAGAAAACACCCUGAGACCCCAAAUGGACAGCCUGGACACCAGCUGGUGGUACUGCAUAUUCAUGAAGACCUUGAAUCAGUUUCUUCACCUGUAGGAGGGGCAGGCUCCAACACUGAGUUAUCACCAUCAAAUAUUGACUGGGAAGUAGAAACAGAUAAUUCUGAUCUACCAGCAGGUGGCGACAUGGGACCAUCAAACGGUGCCAACCAGGAAACAUUAGAGAUAGAAGAAGAAAACAUAAUUCCUACUGAAGAAUCUGAGCAGAUAAAAUCAGAAUACACGGAUGAAAGAUGCAUAGCCAAGAAUGAGGAUCAUCAUGUACUACACAUGGAUUACAUACUUGUAAGCCAUGAAAAAAAUUCACCCUUGAAGUCAGAGGCCUGUGAAGCAAGAGGAAGCUUAUCUGAAUCAGAAGAAUCACCCAUAGAAUCCCAAGAAACAGGGCUUCCAGGAACUCAGUUAGCAAACUUCCCAGACCCAUGUCAGCCUGCCUCCUUACAUGAAAACAAAGAUCAUCAUGAAGAGGAAAUGUCUUCCAAAGACGACAAGAGGUCAUCUCUUGAAAGCCCUACACAAGACCAGAGUUGGAUGGUCUUGGGCCAUGGUGAAGUUGGUGAUCCAGCAUUGGAAGCCAGGGAUUCAAGGCCUGGAUGGUCUUGCCAGACUGUGGAGCCAUGCUCUGAUCUCAGCUUGGGCAAGGAACCCCAGGUGCAGGUUCUGGGAGGAAUAAAGCCUCUAGAGUCUUUAGCACUUGAGGAAGUCUCUGUUGGUCAGAGCAGCCAAUCACAGAGGAACAAAAGGCAAGGCAGGGCUGUCCCAGAUGCAGUUCUGUUGCAGACGGUCACCCAUGACAAUGAAUGGGAAAUGCUUUCACCACAGCCUUCUCAGAAAAACAAGAUCCCUGAGAGGGAAAUGGAGGAGGAGACGGAGUUCCUUGAGCCUGGAACCAGGAAACCAAGACCAAAUGGGCUACUGUCAGAGGAUGUAGGAAUGGACAUCCCCUUUGAGGAGGGAAUGCCAAGUCCCGAUGCUGCAGACAUGAGGCCUGAGCCUCCUAACUCUCUGGAUCUUAAUGGGACUCAUCCUCGGAGAAUCAAACUCACAGCUCCAAAUAUCAAUCUUUCCUUGGACCAAAGUGAAGGCUCUCUUCUCUCUGACGAUAACCUGGACAGUCCAGAUGAAAUUGACAUCAAUGUGGAUGAACUCGAUACCCCCGAUGAAGCAGAUUCUUUUGAGUACACUGGCCAUGAAGAUUCCACAGCCAACAAAGAUUCUGGUCAAGAGUCUGAGUCUAUUCCAGAAUAUACAGCUGAAGAGGAACGGGAAGACAACCGGCUGUGGAGGACAGUGGUGAUUGGAGAACAAGAGCAACGGAUUGACAUGAAGGUCAUCGAGCCCUACAGGAGAGUCAUUUCUCACGGAGGAGACUCAGGAUACUAUGGGGACGGCCUAAAUGCCAUCAUUGUGUUUGCCGCCUGUUUUCUGCCAGACAGCAGUCGGGCGGAUUACCACUAUGUCAUGGAAAAUCUUUUCCUAUACGUAAUAAGUACUUUAGAGUUGAUGGUAGCUGAAGACUACAUGAUUGUGUAUCUGAAUGGUGCUACCCCAAGAAGGAAGAUGCCAGGGCUUGGAUGGAUGAAGAAAUGCUACCAGAUGAUUGACAGACGGUAUAAUGGAGAAGUAGCAGCUAAUGAAAAUGUUUUUCUUUCUUUUUUUUUUUCUUUUAGUUCAAAAUUCAGCAGUAAAAUUAAAUAUGUUAAUAGCUUAUCAGAACUCAGCGGGCUGAUCCCAAUGGAUUGCAUCCAUAUUCCAGAGAGUAUCAUCAAGUACGAUGAAGAGAGAUCUUAUAAGAGAAGUGUGAGACUGGAUGAAGAACUGAGAGAAGCAUCAGAAGCAGCUAAAACUAGCUGCCUUUACAAUGAUCCAGAAAUGUCUUCUAUGGAGAAGGAUAUUGACCUGAAGCUGAAAGAAAAGGCCUAGUGGGCCACGGCUGGGGGAUGAGGAUGCUUUUUGCUUCGUGGUUCUGCUGAAACAUAUCUACCUGGAAGAGACAGGGCUGAUGUUACUUUUUUCCACUUUGCACUACCUGGUGCCAUUCUAAAUUUCUAAGGGGAAAAACAGGAGGAGAAUUUGUUUACUCUUAACAUGUUUUAUGAAAUUGUGUGUAUUUUCCUAUUUUGCCAAUUAUGUGCCUCAAAGAUUUUAGUUGAACCUUAGCAAGAAAGUAGGAACUUCCAAUUCAGUGUUUUUACCCUUGGUGCAGUGGUAUUUGGUCCCUUAGUCUGGCAUUUACCAAUAAGAGAACUUAAAUCCACUGUUAAGCGUAUGUGGAUUUCUUUCCCUAGUUUAGCUGGAUUUCUCUGUGAUGAACACUUUAGAUUUAAAGUACACAGGGCUCAACUCUCCCC
Messenger RNA from Ictidomys tridecemlineatus (thirteen-lined ground squirrel), 9442 nucleotides. The record is from RefSeq and is a predicted model, not a curated record. Lineage: Eukaryota; Metazoa; Chordata; Mammalia; Rodentia; Sciuridae.